UCCUCCAAAAAAAAUAGGAAAGCGAAGAAGAAAAUGGAGCACCAUACCACCACGAGUCGAGCUGAAGCAGAGCGGCUGCUGGGAAUCGCCGAGAAGCUUCUGAGGAACAAGGACUACUCCGGCUGCAAAGACUUCUCGCUGUUGGCCCAAGAGACGGAGCCGUUACUGGAAGGCUCCGACCAGAUCUUGGCCGUCGCGGAGGUCCUCUUGGCCUCCACCAGGAAGAUCAACAACCAGCAGGACUGGUACUCCAUUCUCCAAAUCGGAAACCGGACCGACGACCCGGAGCAGAUCAAGAAGCAGUACCGCCGCCUCGCGCUCCUCCUCCACCCGGACAAGAACAAGUACAUGUUCGCCGACGCCGCCUUCGGGCUCGUCGCGGAUGCGUGGGCCGUUUUGUCGGACGCCAAUAAGAAGGCGCUGUACGAUAACGAGAUGUCGCUUUAUACGAAGGUGGAUUUGGUGCCGACGAAGAAACCGGCGGCGAAACGGCAGCCGGGGACUGCGGCGGCCGCCCGCCGAUCUGAGGAUCAAGGUCAGAAACUCCCGGUGAGGAGAAGCUCCAGAGUAAGCGGUAAUAGCAAUAAUAACGAGAAUUCUAAUAGCGAUAAUAAUAAUUUCAAUAAUAGCAAUAGCGGUGGGAAUAAUCAGAGUGGUGGGGGGAGAAAUAUAAACCCUAGGAGCGGUGGUAGUGGGGUGAAAGCUCAAGCUCAAGCUCAAAGGUCGACUUUUUGGUCGGUUUGUCCGUACUGUUACAAUCUGUACGAGUAUGAGAGGACUUAUUUAGGGUGUUGUGUGAGGUGUGAGAAUUGCGAGAGGGCGUUCACGGCGGCGGAGAUACGGCAGAUGCCGCCGCGGGUGCCGGGGAAGAAUGCUUACUAUUGCUGUUGGGGAUUUUUCCCAAUGGGGUUUGUGAUAGGGAACACUGAUGGAAAGAGAAGUAUCUCUACUUCUGCUGCUGCCGCUAGCGGUUUCCCCAAUUGGAUGCCUCCCAUGUUCCCGGGUGGCGGUGGAGGAGCACCGCUGCCACCAGCAGCACCGGCUGCCGCUGUGGCACCCGGUGCCACCGCCCCGGCAAAUGGGGAGGGGUUUGUGCCGGUUGCCGAGGGUAAUGCGGGCAACAAUGUUACCGUGAUGGGGAUUGCGGCCGGGGGAGCUGCGCCAGCGCCGAAGCCGAAGCCAAAACCGUCGCCCCAGCCGGUGUCGGGAGGGCCUAGGAAGAGAGGUAGGCCGAGGAAGAAUCCACUAUAGAAGGUAGGUUGGUGUGCUUCGUUUUGCCCUCGAGAACUUUGUAUCUCAAGAAAUUUUCCGGGUUGCAUAUGCAUAUCUUGCUCGAGGGCAGGUCGAGUCGGUGAUCGAAAUGUACUUAAGCUCGUGAUUGUCUGCAUUUUACUUGUUCUAAGCUGCUGUCGAAAACCGAGCGUAGAAAUGGCUCUUGUUUCAAAUGUAAGUUAAGGUAGUUUCAAAUUUCGACUGCUGUACUUUAAAUUGUAACUCUUCCUGUUUGUACUUGUAGAAAAAUUUGAAUAUUUAUCAGAUGAUUUUCAGAUGGUCCAGAUGAAUGAGUUGAAAUGGUUCAA
Messenger RNA from Ipomoea nil (Japanese morning glory), 1580 nucleotides. RefSeq lists its product as uncharacterized. Lineage: Eukaryota; Viridiplantae; Streptophyta; Magnoliopsida; Solanales; Convolvulaceae. The record is from RefSeq and is a predicted model, not a curated record. The coding region runs from base 34 to 1251 and encodes 405 amino acids. The transcript has 2 exons.